Molecule: messenger RNA, 838 nt
Organism: Tripterygium wilfordii
Lineage: Eukaryota; Viridiplantae; Streptophyta; Magnoliopsida; Celastrales; Celastraceae
Product: ubiquitin-NEDD8-like protein RUB2
Exons: 3
Coding region: 130-594 (154 amino acids)
Biological process (GO): modification-dependent protein catabolic process; protein ubiquitination
Cellular component (GO): nucleus; cytoplasm
Molecular function (GO): protein tag activity; ubiquitin protein ligase binding
Source: RefSeq, a predicted model, not a curated record
UCAUCGAGGGGUCCCCCGCCCACAUCUCCAAUGAGAGACCCCAUUGAAUAUAACAAUAUAUAAGUGGACUCCUACCUUCUUCUCUGUCGCUGUGGAAUUGAGCAGGAAAGCCAGACUGAAAAAAUAAAAAUGCAGAUCUUCGUGAAAACCCUAACGGGGAAGACAAUCACUCUCGAGGUAGAGAGCUCCGACACCAUUGACAAUGUCAAAUCCAAGAUUCAGGACAAGGAAGGCAUCCCUCCUGACCAGCAAAGAUUGAUCUUUGCUGGUAAACAAUUGGAAGAUGGCCGAACUCUUGCUGAUUAUAACAUCCAGAAAGAGUCAACACUUCACCUGGUUCUGAGGCUUAGGGGAGGGACUAUGAUCAAGGUGAAGACUCUCACAGGGAAAGAAAUUGAAAUCGACAUUGAACCAACUGAUACCAUCGAGCGAAUCAAGGAGAGGGUUGAGGAAAAAGAGGGAAUCCCUCCUGUGCAGCAAAGACUCAUCUAUGCUGGCAAGCAGCUUGGAGAUGACAAGAUAGCUCGUGACUACAACAUCGAGGGUGGCUCUGUACUUCAUCUAGUGCUUGCACUGAGGGGUGGAAAUCUCUAAAAUAAGUGUAUUAGUUUUUUUUACCUACAGACUUUGCUGAGCAAUACUCCUAUGAUGGACGAAAUUGAGUUUUCAACCCGUGGUGUGUGUGGAUAAACCUAAUUACAUGUCAGGAAACUUGUGCUUCAAAAAUCUUAUGUAACUCGAAUUGGGUUUAUAUUACCUUUCCCUGUUAAUAAACCCUAUUUUCCUGCUUCAUUCGAGAAAUUUGAUAUCAAUGGACAGCGGUUAUGGACCCAGGUGA